This is a messenger RNA of Pseudogymnoascus verrucosus, 3508 nucleotides long. RefSeq lists its product as uncharacterized. NCBI's taxonomy places the organism in Eukaryota, Fungi, Ascomycota, Leotiomycetes, Thelebolales, Thelebolaceae. The record is from RefSeq and is a predicted model, not a curated record. The transcript is spliced from 8 exons. The coding region runs from base 38 to 3508 and encodes 1156 amino acids.
CCCGACUUUCAUAAUAGUCCCAUAAGUCUUCUACAUUAUGCCUGCUAUAAAUCGAGAAGUUCUUCGCAUUGCCUCUGCUUCUGGUUCUGUGACGGACCGCAGAGGCGGAUUUGCCGAUCUUGCCCGCCACGAAGAUGUCGACUUCAUUGUCGGCGAUUGGAUGUCCGAGUAUAACAUGACCACGCGAGGGGGCUCAAAAGUCAACAAUAACUCCUUAAGCUCUGAAUUCGAGGAGUGCUUUCUCGAAUCCAUCGAACCAGCCCUUGCUGCAUUGGUUGCUAACAAGAUCAAGGUUGCGGUCAAUGCUGGAGCUAGUGAUACUGAGAAGCUAUACCAUGCGCUGUCAGAAAUGGUCAAGAAUAAAGGCUUGGAUCUAAAGAUUGCGUGGGUGGGUGGUGAUGAAGUGAUAGAUGUUGUGCAGGAGGCCAUAAAAUCGGGAGAGUCAUUUCGAAGCCUUACUACUGGCAAGAAUAUUUCUGAAUGGGGACACGAACCGAUGUACGCUCAAUGCUACUUAGGAUGUUGGGGUAUAGUAGAGGCUUUCAAUGCAGGAGCCGAUAUCGUACUGUGCGGCCGAGUUGCAGAUGCUUCUCCAAGUAUUGCCUGCGCUGCCUAUACCUAUAAGUGGCAGAGGGAGGACCUCAGCCAGCUUGCACAUGUGUUUGUAGCAGGCCACUUCUUAGAGUGUUCAACCUACGUCACCGGAGGCAACUUUUCUGGGUUUAAGAGCCUGCCGGGCAAGUCAUUAAGUCUCAGCUUCCCCAUACUCGAGAUCGAGUCUGAUGGAACCUUCAUCGUUACUAAGCAGUCAGGUCGUGACGGCAUGGUUACUAUCGAUACCUGCAAAGCACAGCUCUUAUACGAAAUACAAGGACCUUAUUACUACAAUUCAGACGUAGUUGCAGAUCUAACGAACAUAAAAAUCGAAUCUGUGGGUCAGGAUAGAGUGAAGGUGAGCAACGUUGGCUUCACAAAGCCACCUCCGACGACCAAGGUUGGUAUCACGGCGAAAGGGGGCUUUCAAGCCGAAGUGCAUUACUUUGCCUGUGGACUUGAUAUCGAGGAGAAAGCAGCACUCCUUGAGCGACAGGUUCGAAGUACCUUGGAUGUUUCCCGCUAUCACACUCUUAAAUUCCGCAUAAACGGUUCAUGCCCGUCUAAUCCGUCGAACCAAGACGCCGCAACCGUCGACUUCAGGAUUUUCGCGCAGGCGAAAGAAGAAAGCGCACUCUCAGUGUCAAACUUUCUCCGCCCCUGUACAGACGUGAUCAUGCAGAGCUAUCCAGGGGCGACCUUUGCUGUCGACGCCCGUCAAGCUUUGCCAAAGCCAUACUAUGAAUACUGGGUUGCCUUGCUUCCACAGAGUAGCGUGAAGCAUGAGGUGCAUCUCCCCUUCACCGAAAAGACGAUCGCGGUAGCGCCACCCACCGACACCGCAGAGUUUCUAUACGCGCAACCGACGUAUGAAACGCCGAACCCGGUAGCUAUGGGCUCGUGGGGACCAACUACUGUUGCACCGAUAGGCUACGUCGUGCACGCAAGGUCGGGUGACAAAGGUUCAGAUGCUAAUGUGGGCUUCUUCGUUCGGAACACCGACGAGUGGGACUGGUUACGUUCGAUACUCACCAUCCAACAAGUGCAGAAGAUGUUGGACGACGACUUCGAAGGAAGUCCCAUUAUGCGGUUUGAGCUUCCUAACAUUCAAGCCGUGCAUUUCCUACUCAAGGACCACUUGGACCGCGGAGUGUCCUCGAGCUCCACAUACGACGUGCUAGGCAAGAACGUGGCAGAUGGCAAUGGCCAUCGUUCUGAUCCUUCCCCUUCCACAUCUGUUUCUCUUGCUACUACGUCCAAGCGGCGCGUCAGGACUGUCUCUAGCCUCACACAGGAGCAGGUUCGCAAGAAGCGCGACAAUGACCGCGAGGCUCAGCGCGCAUUCCGAGAGCGCACCAAGAUGCGCAUCCACGUGCUAGAAGACGAACUUGCGGCGCUUAAGGCAGAGCGUCGAGAGCUCGAGGGGUCCAAGGCGAGCGAGCUCCAAGUCUUGAUUGACGACAACAGGGCUCUCAGGAGUCAGAUGCAGAGGCUCACGCAACUUGCUCGCCCUCUGAUGUUGUUGCUGGCUUCCAAGCCUGACGACGCCGCGGAUGGGGUGGAUCAUGUCUUGCAACCCUCUCCAGCUGGCGACAAUCCGACGGGAAAUUCUAGCGCCACCCAUGCCGUGACCGAUGGUCUCGUCGAUGCGACCAAAGCCUGGCCAUCACCUAGUACGCAAUCAAAUAUGCAGUGCGCAGCAAAAGAAAUCGAAGGCACACGGCCACAUCCUUCCCAAUGUUCAUCGCAAUAUAACGCAAUAAUGACACCGACGUCAAAUGUCGUUCGAGAACAUCAACAGCAAGGAUGGUUUCGAGUUAGAAACAAUGAUCAUGAACGACACGCUAUGGGGAACAUUGCCCAGGAUGUAGAUAUGGGCGUUGAGAAUCAAGCCGCUGCCCAAACUUGCGCAUAUACGGAAUCAAUGCCACAAAGUGCUGGGUUUUCACCAUCCGGCAAUGAUUACGUAGCUCAAGACGACCGAUCAUUCACGUCAACGACACGCCAGCCACAAGAGGACACACGCUACGGUAUUGCGACGACAGAUGGAUCUCAUGACCCUCAUAUCACUUACUAUAAUGGGUUCAAUAGUAGGCAGCCUAUAGCAAACCGAGAUGCGGACUUUGCAGAUGAUUAUCUCGAUGGAGUGAUGACAAAUAUGUCCUCGUCAAAAAACCAUGCUGCUCCUCAAGGUCCAACGGUGUCUAGUAACUCAACAAUCCCGCCGUUCACUUGGGCGCAUCCUGAACCAAACAAAAAUAUUACAAUGUCUACUAUACUUCCGAAGCAUAUGGAGGCUACGUGUCCACUUGAUCAGAUUCUCCUGGAUUUUCUAACUUCCCGGAGGCUUCUUGCAGCCCAAGGAACACCAGCAUCUGUAUUAGUUGGACCUCUAAACCCGUCGAUAACGGGCCUAGUAAACCCAAGUUUCAAGGGCUCGGCUCACGCUGCAAUUCGAGUGAUGGCAGACGUUGUCUCUACAUUCAAGGAUACCAAGCUUCAGGAGCAGUUAGGAUUCUUUUAUAUCAUGUACUCUACUAUGCGGUGGCAAAUCGCCCCUACAGAUGAAACAUUCGAAAGCCUCCCAUUAUGGCUACGCCCAACUAUUUUCCAGGUCAUAGUUCCACAUGCAGCCUGGAUAGACAAUAUACCUUGGCCCCGGAUUCGAGAUCUUCUGAUACAAAAUCCAACAAAGUACACCUUCCGCGAUUUCUCGGAACUAUAUGCCAGCAACGUAAACCUGAACUGGCCAUUUGAUGCAGCAGACGCAGUAAUGCCAAAGACAGACAGUAGUGGCGAACUCAUGAUGAAUCCAUUAUUUGAAAAACACAUACGAAAACUAGAGUGCUGGUCCGUCAGCGAGCCGUUCAAAGAGCGGUUUCCUGAAUUUGCUGCAGCCAUCGAGGAUAAGUAG